This is a messenger RNA of Sphenostylis stenocarpa, 543 nucleotides long. The record is from the annotation of a GenBank genome assembly. NCBI's taxonomy places the organism in Eukaryota, Viridiplantae, Streptophyta, Magnoliopsida, Fabales, Fabaceae.
AUGAUGAUGGAGAAAGAGAAAACACGAUCUGCAAUUGCUACAGAUGUACCAUCAGGGGAGGAUACAGAUCAUCCUAUCAGAUGUGAGCUUUAUGUUGAAGAUAUUGAUUCCCAUCAGUUGGUAGUAUUUAGGAAGAUGUUUGAAGGGCUACUAUGUUACAUAAUGCCUCAUCAUGCUUGUUUGGUUAAGGUCAUAGUUGAAAAAGUUCGAGAUGAUAGUGUUAUUAUAUCUAUCACAAGGACUGAUUCCGGUUACCUUACAACUUUGUCAUUAAAAAUGGGAAGGAUGCCAUGCUGUGAGAAGGUAGGGUUGAAGAAAGGACCAUGGACACCAGAAGAAGACAAGACGCUCCUCGCCUAUGUUGAAAAGCAUGGCCAUGGAAACUGGCGUUCGGUGCCUGCCAAAGCGGGUCUUGAAAGAUGUGGAAAGAGUUGCAGAUUGAGGUGGAUUAACUACCUCAAGCCUGAUAUAAAACGAGGAAACUUCAGCAUGGAGGAAGAUCACACCAUAAUUACUCUUCAUGCUCUUCUCGGAAACAAGUGA